AUGUAAUAAGUAAUUUAAGUCACAACAUCUAAUUAUUGUGAGAAAGUGAAUAAGGAAGGAAAGGCAGCUUUAAUAUUUGUAGGAGAUAUUUUAGAUUUAACUGGUUAAUCAUGGUGUUCAGAUACAGUAGAAGCAGAACCUAUAAUUAAGAAUUAUGCAAUUCCAGAAUUAUAGUAGAGAGGAUAUUAAAUUUAUUGGUGUUGGGGAGGUGAUAAAGAAACGUAAGUAGUUAAUAAUAUAAAUAUAGUUGGUAUGAUUAAAAUAAUCCUGCUAGAAAUUCUUAGUGGAUUAAGAUAAGAGAGGUUCCAACUUUAUUAUUAAUUCAUGAUAAUAAGGAAGUUAUUAGAUUUGAAGAGGAAUAAUUAUUCACAGAAAAGGAAUUGAAAUAAUACUUAGAACAAUAAUGA
This is a messenger RNA of Paramecium sonneborni, 407 nucleotides long. Lineage: Eukaryota; Ciliophora; Oligohymenophorea; Peniculida; Parameciidae. The record is from the annotation of a GenBank genome assembly.